UCCAGAUGGUGUUUAAACGCAGACAGAAGGCUACAGCGAGGACAGAGAGAGAGAGGAGGAGGAGGAGAGAGCCGUGGAUAGUGCGCACGGUGGCCCCGCCAGCUCUACUCAUCACUGAAGACAAAACAAGUCCCAGAAUUAAAACAAUUGAGAAAUCAGCAGAGGCGAAAACAUCAAAUCGUCCGAUUGUGAUUUUAUUUUGGGGGGAAAUAUAAAGAAAAGUGAGUAUUUUUUUUCUCCAACACCGUCUGAAGUGUGAAGCUCGGCGCAAGAUCGGCGCGUCGGAGCAGGAGCAGCAGGAGGAGGAGGACCGGCACCGGAGAACAGCUCGGAGACGCGUGGUGGAGGAAGAGCAGACUGUGAAGACACUGUUUUUUCUUUUCUUUAUUCCACAAAGGAGACGAAUCUAUCCAUCUCGUCGGAUGCGACUUGUUCCUGACGCGCGGACUGUGGCUCAACUAAAGAGGACGGUUCGAAAGUUGUCACAGGGGGAAUAAAGACGCACCCUGCAGACAACAGGAUCCGCAUCUUAAUCAUUUGCGGUGUUUUUUUUAUUACAUGGGAGCCAAGAGGAGACGAUCUGUGGACAAAAUAUAACCCGGUUUAUAGUUUCGUCUGCGUAAAAACGAACCAAAAAGUGCGUUUUUUUUACGCAGCGUUAAUUGCAUAUUCGUUGUUUUCAUUUAUUCCUUCUCCCCGGAUGGUGAAAAUGAGCAAAGAGAGAGGAUUUACAUGACUGGGGAGAGUUGUGAUUUAUUUUCCACACAUCACAAAACACGAGACUGCAAAACCAAAGACAACAAGGAUCCAACAGCCCUGCAUAGUUUAAAUUUUUUCCUCUUUCCAUAAAACCGAGAAGAGAAAUACCUCAUAAUUUAUUAAACCUGGAAAGUCAAGAGACCUUUUGAACUUCCAAAGGAAACAUAAACCUUUUUUUUUCUUUUGAGUCACCUCCUUCCUUCUUCCCAAUAUCUCAAAAACAAACAACAAAACAAGGGGAUAGUUUUCCACACUAUUUAGCAAAACGCUUGAUCCCCUCUUUCAUCCCAAAAUAAUGAGGAUUAAGACGAUAUAAAAGGUGUUUUAGAGACUCUGGUGUGGAUUAUCACCGCUACCUCAGCUUGACUUCGACCUUCACAAACAGGCAGCAGCGGUGACGUAAGAACAAACAGAGCUGCUCUCUGCUGCAGCUGGCUGGAAAGAGGAAAAAACAGGAGCGAGGGAUACAGAGAGGGAAAGAGAGCGCUGGACAGCAGCUGUCAGGCCUCCAUCGCACACCUGUCACACAGGAAGUGAGCGCCGGCCACUGUUUCCUGGAUACACCUCCUCAAACACUGCUCCUGGAAGAAAUGAAGGGAGGACAUCUGCUGCGAGGGUAGCAGAGUGCAGAAGGUUGGAACAAUGCCAGAUUCACCUGCGGAUGUGAAAACCCAGCCCAGGUCCACCCCACCCACCAUGCCUCCACCACCCCCGGCUGUCAGCCAAGCAACCAAUCGCAGCGCUUCGUUCACCCCCACCACCAGUAAAUCAAUGCUGAACGGAAGCAGCCACUCUCCGACAUCGCUGAAUGGUGCUCCGUCCACGCCCAACGGCUUCAGCAACGGGCCGGCCAUGUCCUCGACGGCCUCGCUGUCCAACCAGCAGCUCCCGCCGGCCUGCGGCGCCCGGCAGCUCUGCAAGCUGAAGCGCUUCCUGACCACACUGCAGCAGUUUGGCAACGACAUAUCGCCCGAGAUCGGAGAGAGAGUGCGCAGCCUUGUGUUGGGACUGGUGAAUUCCACCCUCACCAUCGAAGAGUUUCACUCCAAACUUCACGAGGCCACCAACUUUCCUCUGAGGCCGUUCGUCAUUCCCUUCCUGAAGGCAAACCUGCCUCUGCUGCAGAGAGAGUUGCUCCACUGUGCCAGGUUAGCCAAGCAGACUCCAGCCCAGUAUCUGGCCCAACACGAGCAGCUUCUCCUGGACGCCAAUGCCAGUUCGCCCCUCGACUCCUCCGAGAUCAUGCUGGAGAUGAACGAACACGGCAAGAGGAGGACCCCUGACAGGACCAAAGACAGCUCAGAGAGGGAUGGCAUGCACCCAGAGCACCUCGCUAAGAGGCCCUGCACCAUCAGCCCCAGCCAACGCUUCAGCCCCAGCACGGGCCUUCCUGCUCACCCACCUCCUAACGGCCUCCCCACGCACCCUCCCAACGGCCUGCCCCACCCGCCCAACCCCCAAAUGGGACCCCAGCACUACCGCCUAGAAGACAUGGCCCUGGCGCACCAGUAUAGAGACGCUUACAGACACAACGAACACCGCGACGCUCGAGACAGGCAUCGGCAGACAGCAGUGCACGGCGCUCGCCAAGAGGAGGUGAUCGACCACCGUCUGACAGACAGAGAGUGGGCAGAGGAAUGGAAGCACCUUGAUAAUCUCCUGAACUGCAUCAUGGACAUGGUGGAGAAGACGCGCCGCUCUCUGACGGUGCUGCGCCGCUGCCAGGAGGCCGACCGGGAGGAGAUGAACCACUGGAUUCGGCGCUACAGCGACGUGGAGGAGAUGAAAAAAGGUGGGAGCAACGGACAGCACUGCCUUCCUCCUCCUCCUCUUCCUCCUCCUACUCCUCACCACAACUCCUCCUCCAACACAGCUAGCGGCAGCGAGCCACUGCCCAUAGGAACUCCCUCGGCUGUCGAAAGGCAGACAGGCAGACAGACAGAGAUCCACCGAGACUUCUUACACAGGCCUCCCUCAGGAUACCUGCCAGAGGAAAUCUGGAGGAAAGCCGGAACUACAAGCAUCCCGCUCUCCCCAGCACUAAAGCACCUCCAAAACAAGCAGGAGGAGGCCGUGAAUGAGGUGAAGCGACAGGCGAUGUCAGAGCUGCAGAAAGCGGUGUCGGACGCCGAGAGGAAGGCUCAUGAGAUGAUUUCAGCCGAGCGCUCUAAAAUGGAGAGGGCGCUGGCCGAGGCCAAGAGGCAAGCCUCCGAGGAUGCAAUCACAGUCAUCAACCAACAGGAGGACUCCAGUGAAUCUCAACAGAGCUGCUGGAACUGUGGGAGAAAAGCCAGUGAGACGUGCAGCGGCUGCAACACGGCUCGCUACUGCGGCUCCUUCUGCCAACACAAAGACUGGGAGAAGCACCACCACGUCUGUGGUCAAGGCCUGCAGGGGCUGCCAGGGGGCAGCAGCGUCCCCCUCGGCACUCCCUCCUCCAGCUCCUCAGCAUCCUCCGGUGCGCCCCCCACCCACACGGAGAGCACCCCGCCAGGACCCCUGACCCUGGCAGGCCAGAGCAGUAUUGCGGGAGGGGCAGGCAGCGGCGGCGGAAGCGUCUCUGCGAGCCCCAAGGAGAGCAGUUCCAGCAGUGCCUCUCGCUCCACAACUCCAGCCACCCCCGCCCUCCUGGAGGCCACCUCUCGCUGACGCCUGACCCUCGCCCCUUCCCUGCAUACUGAUGCGACAGUGCCCACACUCCACACAAAAACCAAACUGAGGAAUCUUCAUUGCACACUGAUCCCUUUCCUCCUCCCACAUUUCCCUCUAAGCUCUUCUGAAAAUAUUCUCACUACCUGAUGACAGACUCUUGUAACCUCCCCCCCCCCAAAAAUACUUUUUCUCUUUUUCACAACCACAUUCAAAGAUUCCAGCCUGGGGUUCAGUGUAGUGUAAAGCAUGAAUAGUGCAGUGUCUCCUAUCUCUGUAACAGAAACAUAUCAGAUGUGUUUGCUGAGAACAUGAACUUUGAUGUAAUGUAAGCAUGGGAAAUAGUGUCCAUGUAAGGACACAAGACAAGGGCUGCAGUAAGGCAACAUCGACGGGGGGAUGACUAAGCCGAUUAGCACUUGGGUAGGAUUUCCCUUUAAUUAAGUACCAAUGAGAGAACAGUACCCAGCCCUGAGAUGUGCACUACUAGUCCAGACAGUUCACUGAUGUGGCACUUUUCCUCCAGUGUCCUAAUGGAAACAGGCAAGGAACAUAAUACCUUUUUUUCAAAUGGAUGAUGGGAAGGGGAAAAAAACCUGUGAUGCGAUUAAUUCCUCAGAAACACAGCUUAGUAUUUAUUAAAUGUUUCUUUCUGGCUUUAAGGGAAAAAUAAAGAAAAGUCCAAAUAUUCUAACUAAAGAAUAAUAGUGAUGCUGAUGAUAACAAUAAUGAUAUGAGAAUAAAUUAAUUUUAAAACUGCUAACUACCUUGCUAGCGAGCCAAGAAAAUCUACACCGGACUCACCUCUCUGCACCAUUGUGAACCCAAAUGAAUUCAAAGAUGAAAAACAACAUGAUCCAAACCUUUGUAUUACACUGCCAAAGUGAGUAAGUAAGCGAUAAGGAGAAGCACUCAUAACCAAACGCAAAGCAACAUCACCUCCUCAGCAGAUAAGCCAGCCCUGAGAGGACCAGGCUGCAGAGAAGCUGCAGAGCGGGACCCAGAGAUAGACAAAAAAAACAAAAAAAAACAAAAAAACUGUGACUUGGUUUGAUCUGCAGCCGCCUCCUGCAGCCUCGACAAAAGGACAGUGAUUCCUCAGUGAUGGCCCCGACUAGUGAACAUGGACAAUGCUGUGAACUUGCCUACAAGAGAAAGACUUCACGAGACGAAUAGAAAACCCUGCCACAGUGUGAUUUUUUUUGUGAAUGGUAACAGAGAGGACAGGAAAAGCUACACGGCCUCAAAGGGAGUCGAUGCGCGGCGACGGAGCUGCCAAAAAAACCUCAAAACAAGAUUGAAAACAUUUUCCAAGAAGGCAUGGCGUACUACAGAGACGUAUGGGAAGAUUGUUUCUAUAUCGUUUUUUUUGAUAUUUCAAAGGAAUUGCUGUUACCUUUACAUUCGCUUCCUCCUUUUCCAAAGCAUGAUAAACAGAUGAACGAGCCGAGUAAAAGGGUGGUGUAGACUUGGUUAUCCUCUCUCUUUCUACCUCCCCUCACCCCACACCUCCCCUUCUAUGCUCUUCCCCCCCGACUACUUGACUCACGUUUGCUCCCUAACCACACAGCCUGCUUCGGACGGAGCCUCCGAGGCAGCCGCAUGGGAAGGGUUCAAACCUGCUUGUAGAUAUUGUUCCUCUUUCCAUUUUUUUGAUAAUGUCUCUUGUCGCUGAUUGUCCACAUGUGCUGCCCUCGUGUGUGUCCAGAAAGAUGGACUUUGUUUUCGGUUCCGUUUUUCCUUUUUUUCCUUUUCCUCCUUUGAGUUCGGGCUGAGCAGUGAAGUCAGAGCAAGGACACUCGUUUACGAGAGGAAGUCCCACAUUGUACUUAUUGUUUGAUUUCUUGUAUCUAUAUUGACGAGAUGAAACCCCCUCUUGUAGAAUAUUUUGUAUUGCUCGCAUUGUAAGACAGUGAGAGGACGGAGGUGCAAUAUGAAGAGAAUUCAGCUACUGAAUGGAACCUCAGCAACUGCCCAUAGGGUGUCAUAUAAUAUAGAUACAUAUAAAUAUAUUUAAAGUAACAUCAGUAACUUAAUGUGAAUGUACAUAGUAUUUAAAGAGGUCCAAAAAUGUGUUUGCCAAAUAACAGAAACCUUUAAAGUUUAAUGUCCAGAAUAUGAUUUUCUCACAGUUCAUUUGUUUCUCGAAUUUAUCAAUUUCUUUUUUUUUUUCUCUUUCUCUCAAGCUAAACACUUUCAAUUUUACCUGUAAACAAAAGUGUAACACCACCCGGAGUGGCUCCGUAAAAGGCCACGAUGCAUGUUGCUGAAAAUGGAUGAAAAAAGAUUUAGGGUGGAUGGACAAGACAAGACAAGACAGGACUUCCUGUACAUUUCUUUUUAAAUAAUUCGGCCUUAAUUUACAAUUUAAAAUAAGAAAAUCAGCCAAAUUAUAUAAUACUCUGACACAAAAUGAAAUAAAUAAAUAGCUGUUGUCAUGUGCUUCAUCCACCACAGGUCUGUUUACAUCCUGCAGGAGGGGACUCAACUGUGUGUGUUUUAUCCUACUAUCAAUUAGAAAACCCCAGUAUGGUCAAUAUUUAAAAAACAAAAAAAAGGUGGUGUCUCAUUUUCAAUAGUUGCACCAAAUGCAGAAACUGUCAAACUUGAUAUAUCGAAUCAAGCAUUCUGUUUUUUCUCCAAGUGACCCUCUCUCUUGGUCCUCGUCAACUUGUGUGUAUGUGUGUUUGUGUCCCCCCCAAAGGUGCAGGGCAAACCAUCAGUGUAGGUUUGAAAUGCCAGUGUUAAGCUACAGUAAACUCUAAAGCUAAUUUCGAUACCCAACCAUUGAAAUGUUGCUUUCUUUUUUGCCAAGUGAGCAUAUCAACUUGAGAUUGAGGGAGGUUUAGGUUAUUUUAUUUUCUUUAGCCCUCCACACAUGCUGGAGCAAUACGAUCGCCCUCUUGUAAACAGUCUCAAGGCCUUUAAAUGAUCAUGGUAUAUCCGUAAGGUUGGCCUCAUACACACUUGGACCAAAUUUGAAAAAAAAUCAUGUUUUUUCAUUUGUCAACACAUGGAUCAAACUUUUUGUUGACUCUGUGAAACAUAUCAUUCAAAUGAGAUAAGCUGCAAGGUACCCCUGCAUCUGUGUGUGGCAUUUUUGUACUGUUUGUGUGUGUCAUAACUAAUGUGGUGUUGAUCUCAGCCUUUUUGUGUCGCCUCCCCCUCCCUCCAUCAAAUGUCCGCCUCUUCCACGACUGUCCCACAGACCACUCUACACGACCCCCCCCUCUCACACUAGCUACCUCCUGUGACCAUACAGCUAACCACCAGGAGAGGUUGACCUGGACUUUGAAAAAAAAAAAAGCUGGGCUGAGCGCAGACAUGGAAGUGCACAUUGAAAAAGCGAUCAUCCAAAUCUGUCUGAUAACGGGCGUUGAAAGGAACUGUCAUUCAUCAUGAUGUGGAAACAAAUAUUUACUCCCACCAAAACCUCACCUUUUUGAUGACAUCCCGUUAACCAAACUGAUGCUGCAGGAAUUUAGUAAUACGUUACCUGCAGGUUACCAAACUGACACAUAGAAUCCACCAUGACAUGUACAUUUGUCGUCCAAAAACCAAUAAAAGCACAGACCAAAGUACUUCUGCAUUGCCAUAGUAGGCUUUGACACCGUGUGUGUACCGACAGACCGUAAAUAAUAAGGUUAGACCACCAUUACAGCCGUUAACCAAAGUGUCUGAAAUACACACACUCGGAGCACAAGAGAGAAGAACAUGCUCAAGGAAGCGCCUAGUUUGAAAUGUGUAGAAUUCCUAUUCAAGCAAUCAAAGCGCUUGUUGUCUACGUAUUGAAUAGUGCUUCUGUAAAAACAAUAGAGGCCUCUCCUUUGGAAAAAGCCUCCUGAUUGCGUGUUCUUACAGUUACAAAGCCUUGCAGAGAUAAAAAUGAAUGCAUGGUGGGUGCGUGUGUGUGUGUGUGUGUGUGUGUGUGUGUAUUUGUGGUGUGUGUUUUUGUAAAAAAAAAAGAAGAAAAAUCCUUUUUCUUUGUGUCUCUGUACAAACUACUUGAAACCUUCAGAGCUUUAAUGAAACAUCCCAGACAGACUAUCCUGGCAGAUCGAUUUGCAAUAUGUAGCAACAGCUUUGUUCAGUCAAACACCAUGUUUCACGCAUGAUAUCCACAUCAAACGACACAUUAAAUAACACUUCAAUGGCAGUUCCAUUCAACUCAAUUAAGAGCUUUGCAUGUGCCUCCUUGUCUGCAAGUAAGCCCUCAGAAAAACCCGACAAAGCCAAACCCAACAGACCACUUUUAAAUGACCAAAAUACAACCAAAAGCUACAACUUUCUUCUUUAGGUUUCAGUUUGGUUCAGGUUUUUUGUCUCGUGUCCCGGCAUCCGAGAACGUCACGUCCCACCAAUGUGAGUGGGAGGAGAGGGAAAUCUGUCCUUCACUGACUCCGAUCGGACGAAGAUCUAUUCGAUGUUCCGCUCAGCUGGGUGUGAGCUUCGUUCAGUCAUGAAACAAAUGAGAUUGGUGCCGAGGUGUCAUGUACGUUUCUCUGUGAAGAUAUUUUAGAUGGCAAACUCAUAAGGGCUCUGCUUUUCGUUCGUACCAUCCAAGGGUCUCCAAACACUUCACAUCAGCCACUUUUCUGUUUGUUCAACUAUGUACAUGAUUUGGGCAAAACGCAUGUUUAGAGAAGACGAAUAUUAGCAGGUUGGCAUUCGUUCCUUCCCUACCCGAACCAUUAACUCUACCAAUGAAGUUUCAAGGCUCGUCUGAUGUGAUGGUGACACGUCCUUCCUGUGAAACAGGCACUGAUGAACAGCUACAGUAGAAAGAUAACAGUGGAUUCAGCACUAGUUUUCCCAAAAGCCAUGGCUCAGGAUGGUCUUGUUUUUACCUUUACAUGAACAGAAAAAAGGUUUAUGGUUUUCUAUGUGUAGGGAAGCAUUCUAUACUGUAUUGUGCAAUACAUUAUUACAGAAAAAUCAGUUUCUGUAGGAAAGGUUGGCGCUUUGAAGAUCUUUCUCCUUCUUUUGUUUUAUUUUCCUCUUCAGAAAGUCAUGUUGCCGUUUUUAGAUGAAGUAAACUGUGCCAGAAGAAUUAAAUUCUGAUUUGUAUUUAUUUCUUGCAUGCUUUCCUCCCUGUUGCUAAUACCACUCUUUAACUGUUCGCUCUGUUGGAUGUGUGAAGCUGUAAAACAUUCUAAUUCAGGUUAUUGUCUGUGUUGAACAAUGUAACAGUGUAAUUAAAACAUGAAAUUAAGUAUUCA
Hippoglossus stenolepis (Pacific halibut) is the source of this 8627-nucleotide messenger RNA. RefSeq names its product CBFA2/RUNX1 partner transcriptional co-repressor 3 (gene cbfa2t3). Gene Ontology annotation, cellular component: nucleus. Gene Ontology annotation, biological process: negative regulation of DNA-templated transcription; DNA-templated transcription. The record is from RefSeq and is a predicted model, not a curated record. Lineage: Eukaryota; Metazoa; Chordata; Actinopteri; Pleuronectiformes; Pleuronectidae. Gene Ontology annotation, molecular function: transcription corepressor activity. The transcript is spliced from 13 exons. The coding region runs from base 1402 to 3408 and encodes 668 amino acids.